Messenger RNA from Condylostylus longicornis, 717 nucleotides. RefSeq names its product density-regulated protein homolog. The record is from RefSeq and is a predicted model, not a curated record. The transcript is spliced from 3 exons. Gene Ontology annotation, molecular function: mRNA binding; translation initiation factor activity. Lineage: Eukaryota; Metazoa; Arthropoda; Insecta; Diptera; Dolichopodidae. Gene Ontology annotation, biological process: formation of translation preinitiation complex; translation reinitiation. The coding region runs from base 92 to 634 and encodes 180 amino acids.
CUUCAUGCAAACAGAAAACAUUGAAUAAUUUUUAUAACCAAUACAGAUUACAGAAUAGAACUUAGGUAGUUUUAAAACAAAAUUUCGUAAAAUGACUGAGAUCGAGAUGCGUUUGAAAAUAGGACCCAGGGAAGGCGUAGUUUAUCCACUAAUAGUGCAAUACUGCGGUAACUGUUCAAUGCCAAUCGAAUAUUGUGAAUAUUAUCCAGACUACGAAAAAUGUAAGCAAUGGUUAGAAAAAAAUCUUCCAAGCGAAUUCGAAAAGGUUAAAAUAGAUGAUGGUGCCGACGGUGGCGGUGGUGAAGAAGACAAAAAAAGGCAAAAGCGGGGUGGGAAAGGCAUGAUGAAAACAAAGAAAAAAGAUGAAGGUCCAAAAAAAAUAUGUUUGUCUCGUGCUCCUAGAGCAAAGAAAAAAUCUGUAACAGUUGUAACAGGAUUAAAUACAUUUGGAAUUGAUUUGAAAAUGGCAGCAAAAUUUUUUGGUACAAAAUUUGCUUGUGGCUCCUCGGUUACAGGAGAAGAUGAAAUCGUUAUUCAAGGAGAUGUUAAGGAUGAUCUCUUCGAAGUUAUUCCAGAGAAAUGGCCAGAAAUUGAAGAAGAUUUCAUAGAAGAUUUGGGAGAUCAAAAACGUUGAUAAUUUUGUAAUUUAUAACAAUUAUCCCACAUAAAAAAUUAUUUAAUUGCAAAAUAUAAAACGGUUUAUUUUUAUUUUGUUCA